AUGCCAACCCUGGAUGACGUUUUAGAGCASRUKGGAGAAUUUGACYUUUUUCAGAAGAAAGCCCUCUUUGUCUUAUGCCUGCUUUCUGCUGCCUUUGCUCCCAUUUACGUGGGGAUUUUUUUCCUGGGAUUCACCCCCGAGCACCAUUGCCACAGCCCCGGGGUGGCCGAGCUGAGCCAGCGCUGUGGCUGGAGCCUGGAGGAGCAGCUGAAUCACACGGUUCCCCAGUGGGAUGGCCACGGGGGCAGCUUCGACAGCCGCUGCAGGAGGUACGAGGUGGACUGGAACACAACGGGCAUCAGCUGCACUGACCCCCUGGGCAGCCUGGUGGGCACUGGGAGCAGCGUCCCCCUGGCUCCCUGCCGGGAUGGCUGGGUCUACAACACUCCGGGRAGCUCUCUCGUGACCGAGUUUAACCUGGUGUGUGAGGACUCCUGGAAGCUGGAYCUCUUCCAAUCCUGUGUGAAUGCUGGGUUUUUCAUUGGCUCCAUCAGCAUUGGCUACGUAGCAGACAGGUUUGGGCGCAAGCUGUGCCUUCUGGUCACAGUCCUGAUCAGCRCCGUGUCCGGGGCCCUGAUGGCCUUUGCACCGAGCUAUGGAUGGACAACGACGUUCCGCCUGCUCCAGGGGCUGGUCAGCAAGGGAGGCUGGCUCACAGGCUACGUCCUCAUUGCAGAAUUUGUUGGCUCAGACUACCGGAGAGCAGCAGGCAUCACUUACCAGCUUGCCUUCACCCUGGGGCUCCUCAUCCUCACUGCCCUGGCUUAURCACUUCCACACUGGAGGUGGCUCCAGCUUGCGGUCACGCUGCCCAGUUUCUUUCUCCUGCUCUACUACUGGUGUCUGCCUGAGUCUCCCAGGUGGCUCAUAGCUCAGAARCAGAAUGACAAAGCCAUGGAAGUUAUUAAGCGCAUUGCCAAGGGAAAUAGGAAGAAGCUGCCUCUUUCUUUUCAGAAUCUCAGCUCYGAAGAUGAAGAUGGAGAAAAGUUGAAACCUUCAUUUGUAGACCUGGUCAGGACACCUCAGAUCAGAAAAUACACGUUCAUUUUGAUGUACAGUUGGUUCACCAGCUCUGUCCUCUACCAGGGGCUCAUCAUGCACAUGGGAAUGGCCGCUGGGAACAUGUACCUGGAUUUCCUCUACUCUGCUCUGGUGGAAUUCCCAGCUGCCUUCAUCCUCCUGCUGACGCUGGAUCGGGUUGGCCGUCGCUACACCUGGGCUGCAGCCGGUGUGGUGACAGGGGCUGCGUGCCUCGUCACAGCCUUCCUCCCACACUCUCUUUAUUGGCUUAAAAUGACMGCAGCUUGCUUGGGCAGGAUGGGAAUUACCAUGUGCUAUGAAAUCAUAUGCGUGGUGAAUCCUGAGCUGUAUCCAACAUUUCUCAGGAACCUGGGAGUCCUCGUCUGCUCAUCCCUGUGUGACCUCGGCGGGAUCGUGACGCCCUUCCUGGUGUACAGACUGGCAGACCUCUGGCACGAACUGCCUCUGGUCAUCUUUGCUGGGAUUGUUCUAAUCGACAGUGGCUUAGUUUUGCUGCUCCCUGAAAUGAAGGGAAGGGCUCUGCCUGAGACCAUCGAAGAUGCUGAAAAUCUUCACAGGCAGGAGAGAAGUAAAGAAAAAACCAUUUACCUUCACGUUUUGACUUCCGAAGAUGCCCCCAAGUAAGGGCUCGUUUUGCCCUGGAUCUGCCCUUAUUGGGGCAGGGAGGCAGGAGGGGGCCAGCAGAGCAGCCACAAGCCCAGCCCUCACCCCACAGGCAGGGCAUGAGCCAUCCCACUGAGUGAUCUCUGCCCUGUCACACCCCCGAGCUGCCAGCCCUCCAAGACUUUGGGAUUUCCUGAGCCAGAGGUUGCACACAUUUCUGCUUCACUCCCUCAUGGACCAUCCUGCAAAUUUUUUCUGUUUGCCUCCUGAAUGCUUUUGUGAUUCUGGUGUCCCAGGGCAUCUGGCAGCAGCACCUCAUAUGGCAUGAAUGGGAAAUUACUGAAGGAACACAUUCUUCUGCUUUUUAUAAAACUAAAAAUCUCUUUGGGCUGCUCACUCACAGCUCAUUUCUGUAGCGAGCAGGAGUGCAGUCGUGAGCCCAACUCAUUUCCUCCAAGCUACACCUGACUCCACAUGGAAGUAACAUAUUGACAGUGUCUGAUUUUCUGUCACAAUUCCCUCUACAUCCCUUAAAAUCUUGGAGCAGCUUUGGGAUUCAGCUCCUGUCACCKGGCAGUGAGUGCUGCCACUGUGAAGCCCACUGAAGGAGCCCGAGGUUUCCAGAAAACCCUUUUCCCUCCCGGCGCUGUUCCUCUUCUUCCAGGGAAAUAAGUGCAAAAAAAGAAGCACUUCUAAGCCCAGCAAGCUUUUAAGAUUUAGCAUUCCUGAAUUUGACUGGAUAUUAGGCAAGCUGGACAAUGAAAAGGAAGACAAUGAGGAGCUGGAGGCAGUGAAGCCUCAGGACGUGGGGGCUGUGURUGACCACAUCAACAUUUGGGAUCAGUGACGGAAAAGGGGCAGAAAGCCCCAUGGCAGACACUCCCUGGGAGCAGCACAAACAGUAACAGGACACUGUGCCCUGCAUA
Molecule: messenger RNA, 2570 nt
Organism: Malurus melanocephalus (red-backed fairy wren)
Lineage: Eukaryota; Metazoa; Chordata; Aves; Passeriformes; Maluridae
Gene: SLC22A2
Product: solute carrier family 22 member 2
Exons: 11
Coding region: 1-1665 (554 amino acids)
Biological process (GO): transmembrane transport
Cellular component (GO): membrane
Source: RefSeq, a predicted model, not a curated record